Molecule: messenger RNA, 671 nt
Organism: Mirounga angustirostris (Northern elephant seal)
Lineage: Eukaryota; Metazoa; Chordata; Mammalia; Carnivora; Phocidae
Gene: NDUFA7
Product: NADH:ubiquinone oxidoreductase subunit A7
Exons: 4
Coding region: 34-558 (174 amino acids)
Biological process (GO): ATP synthesis coupled electron transport; mitochondrial electron transport, NADH to ubiquinone
Cellular component (GO): mitochondrial inner membrane
Source: RefSeq, a predicted model, not a curated record
AAUCAGGACCCCCACCUCACCCUGGCCAACUUGAUGGGCUGCACACGGCUCGUGUCCAUGAUGGCGGCGCGGCGGCGGUCUGGCGGAGAGGGGUCACGUGCUCCGAGAAGACCUUUUAUACUACAUUCUAGCCCCGCCCGCUCUCGCGAGACCAUCAACGUUCUUCCCAGCAGCCCUCGCGGUAGAGUCGCCACCGUCCUUCAGUGCAAACGGAAGAUGGCGUCCGCUACCCGCUUCAUCCAGCGGCUGCGGAACUGGGCAUCCGGGCACGAUUUGCAGACGAAGUUGCAGCUGCGCUACCAGGAGAUCUCCAAGCGAACUCAGCCUCCUCCCAAGCUCCCUGUGGGCCCCAGCCACAAGCUCUCCAGCAACCACUAUUACACUCGUGAUGGCCGCCGGGAAGCCAUGCCGCCCUCAAUCGUCAUGUCCUCACAGAAGGUAUUGGCGUCAGGCAAGCCUGCAGAGAGCUCAGCUGCAGCUGCCACAGGGAAGAAGGCUGUGACCCCAGCUCCUCCCAUGAAGAGGUGGGAACUGUCCAAAGACCAGCCUUACCUGUGACUCUGCGCACCCCCACCUCACCAGGGGCACCUGGCUGGGCCCUCAGGGCCACCUGCCUGCUUCCCCUCCUGGUAGUCCUUCCUGGGAGAACGCGACCUAACCUGUGACAAAUA